Messenger RNA from Penicillium brevicompactum, 1467 nucleotides. Its product is annotated as polysaccharide deacetylase family protein. The coding region runs from base 1 to 1467 and encodes 488 amino acids. The transcript is spliced from 3 exons. Gene Ontology annotation, molecular function: hydrolase activity, acting on carbon-nitrogen (but not peptide) bonds. NCBI's taxonomy places the organism in Eukaryota, Fungi, Ascomycota, Eurotiomycetes, Eurotiales, Aspergillaceae. The record is from RefSeq and is a predicted model, not a curated record. Gene Ontology annotation, biological process: carbohydrate metabolic process.
AUGUAUAGGCUAUCGAUAAUCUGCUUUUUUGUCACUCUUUCGUUAGUCUCUUUCUCUGCAGCACUCCGCGACACCAAACACGACCACUGGAACGAGCUGCGAGAUCUUAACUUGGAUUCCACCGAGAACCAGAACUCCAGAUUUCCAAUAGUCAUCGACACUUUCCAAAACCCCACACACAAUGACCUUGGAUACUGGCAUGGCUCAGGCGAGAACCUCACAGUGCAACAUGGCCAAGGCUUCAUUCGCUUGAUCCCAACCGACCCCGACCAGAACUUCCACACACAGUUCAAUACAAACCAGUGCUACAGUCUGGUGCCAUGGUUCAAUGAGUUCCUGCAUGUCGUGUUCGAAGGAACAGACCAAUUCAGCGUCUCUCUGAACCAACACAACGACGAAUGCAAUCCACACCGCAGCCCCUUCCCCAGCGUCGCAGACUCCGUCCAAGCAGAGCGAUACGUCAUGCAUCCCAGCUCCGAGGCAUCAGGUGGAGAAGGUGACCAUGACUGGGAGGAUGAUGAAGAUUGGGACGAGGACGAUGACCUCGACUCCGAUCACUUGAACGAGGGACAUCGCAAGCAUGGUCCCCGCAAAUCCAGCCACCCGUACAAGUACCAUAACGGAACUGCCAUCAUUCCACAAGGGCGUCGUGAGCUCUAUAUCCCACUCACUCAUUUCGAGAUUGAUUUCAAUCGCGUGGUCUCCUUCUCCUUCCAUGGUUUCUAUACCCAAGAGCCCAUGACGCUUCAUCGAGUGGAGAUUGUGCCAAGUGUUCCAGCGCCGUCUCAGGAGAAUGGUCACUUCCGAUUACCUGGGAAGCUCCCUAGUGGAAGACUUGUUCUUCGGUGCUCGCGUCCGAACUCGUUCGCAUUUGGGAUUGACGAUGGCCAGCCGCAGUUUUCGCAACAAGUCAUGCGUAUUCUGGACGAGGAAGGCGUGCGGGUCACGUUCUUUGUUGUUGGUGCUGGGCUGAGGGAGCGGUCGACUAAUUUCACGGCAUUCUAUAAGGAGAUGCUCCAGAAGGGUCACCAAGUUGCGCUGCAUUCAAAUACCCAUCCUAAGAUGGAAGCUCUUCGAACAAUUCGCGAGAUUGAUGAAGAGAUCAUACAAUCCGUGAAGGUCUUCAGAGAUCAAUUAGGAAUUGAGUCCUCGUAUUUCCGCCCUCCAUUCGGGACUGUAGCUGCUCGUCUGCGCCAGCAACUGGCACGACAUAUUCCAAAUCCAUAUAUUGUCAACUGGAGCGUGGACGUCGAAGAUUGGUUGUGGGCCAACACUUCUACGCCAGAGAAGCAGCUCGAUGCUUUCUACCGUGGGGUCGAGAAAGGUGGCAAUCUGGCUGUCAUGCAUUACCUGAACCCGACCACCAUUCAAUACCUACCGAAGUUCAUUAAGUAUAUCAAGUCGGCAGGAUACCAGAUCAUGCGCAUUGAUCAGUGUUUGGAGGAUGUGUCUGCUCCCCCGUUGUGA